This is a messenger RNA of Electrophorus electricus (electric eel), 1221 nucleotides long. RefSeq names its product SUV39H1 histone lysine methyltransferase a (gene suv39h1a). Gene Ontology annotation, cellular component: nucleus. Lineage: Eukaryota; Metazoa; Chordata; Actinopteri; Gymnotiformes; Gymnotidae. The record is from RefSeq and is a predicted model, not a curated record. Gene Ontology annotation, molecular function: zinc ion binding; protein binding; histone H3K9 methyltransferase activity.
AUGGCGCAAUAUGUGAAAGUUUGCAGUGUCCCUUGUAAAUUCACGUGGGAUGAUCUGCAGGCUCUGUGUCGCAGGAAGAAAUUAGUGUGUGAGCAGCUGGCUGUGACCAGAAACAACUUAAAUGACUAUGAGGUGGAGUACCUAUGUAACUACAGAAGAAUUAAGGGUCAUGAGUUUUUUCUGGUGAAAUGGAAGGGUUACUCUGAAUCAGAGAACACAUGAGAACCUCACAGAAACUUCAGAUGCCCCCAUCUGCUCCGACAGUUCCGGCGAGACAUGCGCUCAUUGCUGCAGCAUGCCGUUAAGCCACUGGACUCCCUAUCACUGGAUGGCUCUGCUGUUCCCUUCCUCUUCCAGCAGGCCAAGCAAUGCAUGAAGCUUGUGCUCUGGGAGGAACAGCUGAACCACACCUGCAGGCACAAGGGCCGAAUCUUUGUCCUCAAUGAGGUGGACCUGGAUGGCCCUCUGACAUACAUCAGUGACUACAGGAUUGGAGAAGAUGUGAGGCUGGGCCAAGCACUGGCGGGUGGCUGUGAGUGCUUUGACUGCAUCAGGGAGCCCGUCCGAGGCAGCUGCGCUGGUGCGUCCCAGCACCGGGCCACAUAUAAUGGCAGUGGGCAGGUGAAGAUCAGGCCCGGCUUUCCCAUCUAUGAGUGCAACUCAGUGUGCCGCUGUGGAAACAGGGUUGCGCAGAGGGGUAUACAGUACGACCUGUGCAUCUUUAAGACAGCCAACGGAAGGGACUAGGGUGUGCGCACACUCGAGAAGAUUCACAGGAAUGCCUUUGUGAUGGAGUACCUUGGCGAGAUAAUCACCUCAGAGAAGGCUGAGAAAAGAGGGGAGACGUACGACAAACAGGGAGCCACCUACCUGUUUGAUCUGGACUACUUAGAUGAUGUUUAUACUGUGGACGCUGCCCACUAUGGAAACAUCUCCCACUUUGUCAACCACAGUUGUGACCCAAACUUGCAGGUAUAUAACGUUUUCAUCGACAAUCUGGAUGAGCGCCUUCCCAGGAUCGCGUUCUUUGCAACACAACUAAUCAAAGCAGGAGAGGAGCUCACCUUUGACUAUAAAAUGACAACUGACACACUGGAUGCAGAGAGCAUCAAGAUGUAUGCUAAUUUCAGCCUGGCAGGAGCUCAGAGCACCGCCAUAAAGCGAAUCCGUAUUGAAUGCAAGUGUAGAGCAGAGAAGUGCCAGAAAUACUUGUUGUUUUAA